CCAACUACCCCUCUAAAAAUAAGAAACAAAAUGCUCACCAACCAAGCACGACUCCCGCCAACAACCAAGUUCCUUAUUCUUCUCCGCUGGGUCACUCAGUUGUCUCGGCUUGUAAAAUGUCAUCGUCUUCCCUCAAGCAAUCUCAGGUCAUCACCUGCAAAGCUGCGGUGGCCUGGGGAUCUGGUCAACCAUUGGUGAUGGAAGAAGUUGAAGUCAGCCCUCCUCAACCUAUGGAAAUCAGGGUCAAAGUUGUCGCCACUUCUCUCUGCCGCACUGAUAUCACUGCCUGGGAAUCUCAGAAUAUAUUUCCUCGGAUAUUUGGCCAUGAAGCAUCGGGGAUUGUCGAGAGUGUGGGGCAGGGAGUAACUGAAUUUAGUGAGGGGGACCAUGUGCUUACAGUAUUCACAGGAGAAUGCUUCACAUGCAGACAAUGUGUAUCUGGUAAAAGCAACAUAUGCCAAGUAUUGGGCUUGGAGAGGAGAGGUUUAAUGCAUAGUGAUCAAAAGACACGCUUCUUCAUAAAAGGAAAGCCUGUUUAUCAUUAUUGUGCAGUUUCUAGUUUUAGUGAAUAUAUCGUUGUUCAUUCUGGAUGUGCUGUCAAAGUCAACUCCGAUGUCCCUCUAGACAAAAUAUGCCUUCUAAGCUGUGGAGUAGCUGCAGGUCUGGGUGCUGCUUGGAAUGUUGCUGAUAUAUCUAAAGGAUCAACUGUUGUGAUAUUUGGUCUUGGAACAGUAGGCCUUUCUGUUGCACAAGGUGCUAAGCUUAGGGGAGCAUCUAGAGUAAUUGGUGUAGACACAAAUCCUGAAAAAAUUGUAAAAGCAAGUGGUUUUGGAAUCACAGAAUUUUUCAAUCCUAAUGACUGUAGCGAACCUAUUCAGCAGGUUAUUAAGCGUGUUACAGAUGGAGGAGCAGAUUACUCCUUUGAGUGUAUAGGUGACACUGGAAUGAUAACUACAGCAUUGCAAUCAUGCUGCGAUGGAUGGGGUAUAGCUGUCACACUUGGUGUGCCAAAAGUAAAACCAGAAGUAUCCGCUCACUAUGGAACAUUUCUAUCUGGGAGAACAUUAAAAGGAUCUCUAUUUGGAGGAUGGAGACCUAAAUCGGACCUUCCAUCAUUAGUUAACAUGUACAUCGAGAAGAAAAUUCAGAUUGACGAGUAUAUAACACAUAAUCUGGCAUUUGGGGAUAUCAAUAAAGCUUUCGAUCUCAUGAAAGAGGGCAAGUGCUUGCGCUGUGUUAUUCACAUGUGAAAGUAUUUCUUCUUGGUUCAACAAAAUUAUAAAUUGCAGAAAUUGCAAUGAUGGAAUAUGUUCUUUGUAAUGAUCGAACCUGUUGUGAAAUAUGACCAAUUUAUGAUAGCACAUUUGGUUGAAGAAGACUAAUGAUUCUGACUUAAAUAUUUAUUUUUAUGUUGUACCCUUAUUCUUACCACCUUUUGCUUCCCUUCUCAAUAUAUCCAUUGGAUUAUGGUUGUUUGAGAGGCACCUCGUACUCACUCAUGAUGAAUGGGCGAAUUCAAGGUCAAUAUUAAGGGUGAGAAAGGUCUUAAAAAAAGAACCUAUCUCCCUUUACUCUUUAUCUUGAUGAUGGAGUAUUUGACUCACCUUAUCCAACAAGCUCCUGGAAGAGGAAAUUAAGCUGAGAAGGCCUAGAGGUUGCGUGAUAACUCUUGAAUAAAGAGUUAUUUGUCAUUUUUUUUUAGCUUAAUUUGUGUGUAUUUUAUUUAUAUUUAGUUCUUUUCCUCCCAUUUUGUGAAAAUAUAUGUUAUUUUGUAUUUUUAUAUUCUUUUGGGUAAUUUGGAGUUGUUAGUGAGAAUUA
Cannabis sativa is the source of this 1818-nucleotide messenger RNA. Its product is annotated as alcohol dehydrogenase-like 6. The transcript is spliced from 10 exons. Gene Ontology annotation, molecular function: S-(hydroxymethyl)glutathione dehydrogenase [NAD(P)+] activity; zinc ion binding. Gene Ontology annotation, cellular component: cytosol. The record is from RefSeq and is a predicted model, not a curated record. NCBI's taxonomy places the organism in Eukaryota, Viridiplantae, Streptophyta, Magnoliopsida, Rosales, Cannabaceae. Bases 117 to 1250 code for a protein of 377 amino acids. Gene Ontology annotation, biological process: formaldehyde catabolic process.